Molecule: messenger RNA, 1413 nt
Organism: Fusarium venenatum
Lineage: Eukaryota; Fungi; Ascomycota; Sordariomycetes; Hypocreales; Nectriaceae
Product: mitochondrial carrier domain-containing protein
Biological process (GO): mitochondrial transmembrane transport
Cellular component (GO): mitochondrion
Source: RefSeq, a predicted model, not a curated record
AUGGCCACUAUCGGUACAAAUCGCCCUGGUGGCUACGACCAUCACCACCACCACCAAAACCCCCUCCAAAACGACGACGAGUUCUCAUUACGCCAUAUGAUGGAUGCUGAACCAAACAGUCCCGACAAUUCGAGGGACAUUCUCAGCGGUAGUAGCUCAAUACCAGCCGCAGGAGAUGGAAAGGGCAGCAGCGUUGUUGAUAUUACUGCGACGCAAAAGAUGGUGUCGGCCAUGUCGGGCAGUCUAUUAACGUCAUUACUUGUCACACCUCUCGACGUCGUCCGCGUGCGCCUCCAGUCGCAAAAAGCUCCUCGAUCCACCGUCGACUUUUCCAAACUCGCCAUAACCACUUCCUCCCUCUCCCCCGCCCAAACCGCCGAACUCGGUAUCACAUCAUGCUGUCGCGAAGUCUUCUUCUCCGGAGGUAAUGCCGAAUUCUGCCUCGCAGCGCCUAGGAUAGACGGCAUUACGUCUGCGCCUCCCGCCCCAGCUGAAUGCGCCGUUGAAGAAGUUCAGCGCCGCACUUUCAGCUCUACUUUUGACGGUCUGCGAAAGAUUGCCCGCAAUGAAGGCGUCGCAACUCUUUGGAGGGGCUUAUCACCUACGCUUGUCAUGGCUGUUCCUUCAAAUAUCAUUUACUUUACUGGAUACGAUUACCUGCGAUUCAACUCGAAUAGUCCUUUUUCACGAUUCUCCGAUACAUCGGCACCUCUGACGGCUGGAUCCGCUGCUCGAAUCCUCGCAGCUACGGCCGUGAGCCCAAUCGAGCUUGUCAAGACACGAAUGCAAGCGGCUUCUGGAGCAUCGACAUCAAAUCACCUUGUGGAGGCAUUCGAAAGUGUCAAGGGAAUGGUCGGGACACAUGGGUAUACUGCGCUGUGGCGAGGCUUGACCUUAACUCUGUGGAGAGAUGUUCCUUUCUCGGGUCUGUACUGGUGGGGGUAUGAAUCGAUACGAUCAAGAUUGACGGAUUACCGAGAACAGCGCCAAGGCAGCUCCUUGUCAUUUGAAGAAGAGCUGGCAGAAGCAAGGAGGAGAUCGCAAGUCCAGGAGAACCAUACCGAAACCUUUGUCGACGCUUUCACAGCAGGUGCCCUGUCUGGAGCCUUUGCCUCAUUCGUCACAACGCCUUUUGAUGUCGGCAAGACGCGAACGCAGAUUUAUCAGGAUACUUCAAAGAAAGUCAAGCAAAGCAGCGCCAGUGCAGCCGCGCCCGAGCAGCGCAGUAUGGUGAAUCUUCUCUGGCACAUCUUCAAGACAGAAGGUGCUUCAGGCCUAUGGAAGGGAUGGAUCCCACGAACCCUCAAGGUUGCUCCGGCAUGCGCCAUCAUGAUCAGCAGCUAUGAGGUCGGUAAGCGAGCAUUCCGUGGUGUGAAUGAGCGACGUCUGAACAGCAGCACCAACGCCGAAUAA